This is a messenger RNA of Schizophyllum commune H4-8, 1229 nucleotides long. RefSeq lists its product as uncharacterized. Lineage: Eukaryota; Fungi; Basidiomycota; Agaricomycetes; Agaricales; Schizophyllaceae. The record is from RefSeq and is a predicted model, not a curated record. The coding region runs from base 361 to 1002 and encodes 213 amino acids. The transcript has a single exon.
CUGGUUGCUGGAAGGAAGACAUGGUCAGUAGCGGAUAACAUGAGGUUGCCUCGAGAUACGAGACCUCAGCAUCGCCCACACACUGCACGCAGCUCUUGCACCACUCAAGCACUACCCGCAGUACGGACCACAUUUUGUUUCGACAUAGCUUCAUGAAUGAAGGUGCGUCUGGGUUUCUCGGCCGCGGAUAAGCGAGCAGCGGCGCAGUAUCCCAGCACUGCACGAUGGAGUUAACACUCCACCGUCCUCCUAUAUAAUGCGCACUUUCGCGCGACUUCUGCAUCUUACAACGAACCUCCUUCAUCUCGCAAACCCUUGAAGUGAGAGAGCCUCGGCGACCGCAGCCCCCCACCAUCCGCCAUGCAAUUUGUUACCUUCCUCACCCUCGCCCUCGCCGGCGUCGCGCACGCAGCACCAGCGGCCAUCGACUCUACCGAGCCUUUCAGCAGCACGACUGCCUCAAGCGCCAUUGCCAGUAGCUCAGGCUACUCCGGAUCCAUUCCCGCUUUCAGCUAUCCCGCUGCUCCCUCUGGGUCGGGAGGUCCCUCGAGGUCCACCUUGGGCUAUUCUUCAUCCCGAACGUUCGGGCCCUACAGCUCGGCGUCCAGCUCUGGGUCUGCGUCGAGCGGCCCUGGCGGAGGAGCAUCGCUAAGCUCAUCGCUGAGUGGUCCCCUCGUCUCGGCAUCCAGCGUACCCUUCGGUUCGCCUUCCGAUGCGCCCUCCGGCAACUUUGCGUCGGGAUUCCCCUUCAGCUCCGCGCCGAGCUUACCCACCCCCUCGGGAUCAAGUGGUCCAUUCGCAUCCGCUUCCGGAGGAUAUGGUGGUCCUGCGUCGAGUAGCUCUGGCGUCCGGGCGGAGCCGGCGUCCAGCAAAUCUUUCGACUAUACGGCGAGCGGUAUUGCCACCUCCGCAGUCGGUCCCAGCACCGCAACUGCGUCGAGCGGGCCGUUCUCAUCCAGCCGCGAGCACUCGUCCCGCCUUCAUAGCACGUCUGCAGUCUAAUACAGCCGUAACUAUCUUUGAUCCUGGUGACUAGGACGAUGGACAAGGACGGAGCAGGGACUCAAAUGUUUAUAUAACGGACUCGGACAACUCGAACAUUUAAUCAAUCUCUGUAUUGUAUUGCGUACGAUCCGUGUUCCUUCAGUCGCACCUACGUGCAUUAUUUAUGACAGUAUGAUGCCUCAGACAUCGCAUAGACACGCCUUCAGCCUUGAUGGAUGCAUGAG